AUGGAUGCUUCAGCUUCCAUGGAUAGCUCCAGUGCUGCGGCGUUUGAUUUUACCGAUAUGUUUGAUGAUCCUGAUUUCGCUAUGCCAAGUUGUGCUUUAGCAGUGGCAGAGGCACGUGUGGCUACGGUGGACCAGGACAAGAAUCUGAACCAGCAGAAUGAUGGCCUUCCUGUAAUGCCCUUUAGUGCUCGCAUCCUUGCGAACUUGUACAAACUUUGCAAGAAGAAUCCACCCACUGUUUUUGCUAUGCGAGAGGCUUUUGAUGAGACCGGUCACAAGGUCACAGUCAAUUUGGGGUUUGGAAACGAGACGGCUGUGUCCCAAAUUUGUGUGGUCCACCACUACCUUGUGAUUUGUUGGUUGGUCGGGGGCGAACAGAAAAUGAUGUGCAUGCCUUUGGUGAUUCCUCCACUGCUAGUUCUUACACCAAGUGCACCACAGCUAUACUAUGCCACCACCAACCACCCAAUGCUCCACACCAUCCGUUCUUUUGAGAGACUCAUUGCUGAAACAGCAGGGGAACAGAUUUUGCUCCAAGAAACCGACUCGGCGACAGCAAAUGAUCGCCUUUAUCAUUUCAAGCUGAAUCGUUUUGACGGAGAUCGUGCUUUGCGAGAGUGCAUGCCAUGCUUAAACCACCAA
Cladocopium goreaui is the source of this 642-nucleotide messenger RNA. The record is from the annotation of a GenBank genome assembly. NCBI's taxonomy places the organism in Eukaryota, Dinophyceae, Suessiales, Symbiodiniaceae.